GAGGGGCGGGGCGAGGACAGACAAAGCGCGAGGCGCGGGGGCGAAGUCUGCGCGUCAUUUCUCUUUCUCUCUCUGUCUGUGAUCUCGCGCUCUGAUUCCGGCUCGCGCGCGCCGUGCGUUAUAGUUAUAGUUAGUAAAACGUGGUGGCGGUGUGCGUAGCUACCUGGUGGGCGCGAGGAGAGAAGGGGGGGAGAGCGACGUCACCACGUCCUGUCUGUAGUCUGACACCGCCGCCGCCGCCGCCGCCACAUCAGCGCGCGCUCACACACAGACACACACGGAUACACAUACAUACACACACACACACGCACGCGCUCGGACCCGGGACGGAAUUGAAAGCAAAAGCGUCGAUUAGGGCUAUCCGCUAAUUUAAUCAUCUAUCGUGGAUUAUAUCUACUAUCUAUCAAUCAAUCGAUUAAUCAAUCAGCUGAUCAAGAAUACCAAAUCGAUCCGUCCGCCAGCAUGCUGCAGUCCCUCACCAGUAACUCGUGCGUGCGGCUGAUCCAGAGCAACAGGUCGGCCUGGUACUUCAUGUUCCUGGUGCUGGGCUAUGUGCUGUACCUGCUGUUCGGGGCCGUGGUCUUCUCCUCGGUCGAGCUGCCCUACGAAGACCUCCUGCGGCAGGAACUGCGGGCCCUCAAGCGCCAGUUCCUGCUGGACAACGAGUGCCUGUCCGAGGAGCGGCUGGAGGAGUUCCUGGCCAGGGCGCUGGACGCCAGCAACUACGGGGUGUCCAUCCUCAACAACGCCUCGGCCAACUGGAACUGGGACUUCACCUCCUCCCUGUUCUUCGCCAGCACUGUGCUGUCCACCACAGGAUAUGGUCACACCGCCCCUCUCUCUGACGGAGGGAAAGCCUUCUGUAUCAUCUACUCUGUGAUCGGCAUCCCCUUCACCCUGCUAUUCCUCACGGCCGUGGUGCAGAGGAUCAUGGUGUACAGCACGAGGAAACCCGUCCUGUACGUUCACACACGCUGGGGUCUGUCCAAACCGCUGGUGGCUCUGAUCCACGCCAACCUGCUGGCCCUCGUAGCCGUGUCCUGCUUCUUCCUCAUCCCUGCCGCUAUCUUCUCCGCCUUGGAGGAGAACUGGAACUUUCUGGAGUCUUUCUACUUCUGUUUCAUUUCCCUCUCCACCAUCGGCCUGGGGGAUUACGUACCGGGAGAGGCCGUCAACCAGCGCUUCAGAGAGCUCUACAAACUGGGCAUCACUGUCUAUCUCCUGCUGGGUCUGAUCGCGAUGCUGGUGGUUCUGGAGACGUUCUGCGAGCUGCAGCAGUUGAAGCAGCUGAGGAAGAUGUUCUACCUGAAGAAGGAGAAGCCUCAGGACCAGCAGGCCAUCAUGGAGCACGACCACCUGGCCUUCUCCUCGGUGGACCACGCCACAUCGCCCCAGGAGGAGAAGAGCGAGCCCUUCGUGGACGUCCCCGUCCUCACGUCCCCGGGGGGAGACGAUCCUAUGAUCAGAUAAGCCCACGGUUAGACCCAUCGUCGAUCAUCGUGAACCCAUCCAUCCGUCAGCGCACAGCGUAGUGGCACAGUGGUCUUCAGCGCAUAAAAAACACGUACAGUAGCUCCUGAUUCUGUGUGCUGGGUAGUAGCUCACAUACGGCUGUGAUUAUAUAUAAAUGAUAUACUGUAAAUGAUACGUUAUAUACUCUCAACAUUCCACAGUGUUCUUCUUCACCUCAGUCCUGCACUUUAAACAAACAAACAAACAGACAGACAGACAAACUGAAAAAGGGUCUUAUAGCACAAUAUUAGGAUUAUCCGGCACUGGACAUGAUCUGACUAGAUUAUACCUAUAGCCAACAUAAUCUAGCAUAGUGAGCUUUGAUCAUAUAUAUAUAUAUAUAUAUAUAUAUAUUCAGCACAACCUGGAACGCUGUUUCGUGUUUGACGAGUCUAGAGAUCUUCAAUCCUCAAUUCUUUGCUUUAAUUCUAGUAUUUGGCCUCUCUUCCACUGCAGGUCUAAACAUUUAAGAAAGCUGUACUGUAAUAUUUAACGUUUUAAAACGAUGCAUUACGCUUUCUUUUUCCAUUUACUGCAUUGCUAAACCAGUAAACCAGGUGCCUCUAGUUUUACAUUGCCACCCUGAUUUAGCAACAACAAAGCAUGCUAAGUGAGAACGUUAUAAGAAUGUUUAACAACGUUUUGAAAAGGCUCCAGGAAGGAUAGCCUGUAACAUUACAGAAAUAAUGUUUCAGGAACGUUCUAAAAGCAAGUGACUUUGCAUCACAACAUUAUUAGAACGUUUCUCACGUAACCAUACCAGCUAGACAAAUAUUAACAUUAUGGAACUAUUACAAAAAAUUAACAUUACCAAAACUACGAGUUAAAACAACUGUAUCUCCAGUUAGAUAAAUCCAUUAAAAUCCAUCAAUGACAUUUGCUUAAAGUUUACAUUAAAUAAAAACUAAGAACAUCCAGAAAUCUUGACCGUAACAUUCAGAAAAUUUUCUACCAACAAAAAACUGGUAUCUGGGAUUAUCCAAGAUUGCUAAUGUAGCAUUAGCAUCUCAAAGACUGGCCUCUUCCAACAACGCUAGCAUAUGAUUAUUAUUCCAGUGGUAGCCCUUGUCCAACAUUGCUAGCAUUAGCAUUCCAGUGGCCAGCCUUGUCCAAAAUUCCUAGCAUACCAUUGGCAUUCCAAUGACUGGCUUCAUCCAACAUCGCUACUGUAGUAUUAGCAUUCCAGUGAUUGGCCUUGUCCAACAUUGCUAGCUUAGCAUUAGCACUCCAGUGGUUGGCCAUGUCCAACAACGCUAGCACAACAUUAGCACUCUGUUGACUGUCCAUGUCCAACAUUGCUAGCAUAGCAUAAGCACUCCAAUGACUGGGUUCAUCCAACAUUGCUCCUCAAUUGCUGAAUGAUUGCCUUGCAGUGGAAAAGAUGCCUCUGAUGUCCCUUUAAGCCCUACGAUGGAUUUAUCUGUAGAUGGAAUCUCUAGAUUGGCCUGUUUAAGGCAUUAACUGUGAUGAUUGGCCGCGCCAUUCUGUAAAUUACUCAUAAAAUCAGACUGUAUCAGACUACAGUAUAAACAGAACUGCAUGUAGAAGGUUAGCUUUAGACUCAUUUCCUUAAGAGGUUCUUGAUAGGUUUCUGUUAUUACAGACAUAUUACAUGUUGAUGUACAGAAUACAUAUGGACUAUAAAUGAUAAACUCCAUUAUUAUCAUAACAUAUCAUCUGUGGAUGUGAUUAUAUAACUCUACAGUUAAGUUUAGACCAUUAGACCACUGCAGCAUAGAGUAUUAUUGUGUGAACUGUAGAAAAAAGAAAUGAUUAUUGAUUACAAUAGAUAAAUGGCAUCAUGUGGUCAGUUUUAACCCAACAGUUGCAGUUGUCUAUUGAACAGAGUAUCAUUAGAACUGUUUAAACAAAGCACUUUAUUAGGAACAUUUGUAAAACCUGCUCAUUUAUACAAUAAUCUAAUUCAAUUUAAUUAUUUUAUAGUGAUGCAGUCAUGUCAACGUGGACCAGAAUCUAUAGCCUAUAGUGUUUCUAAUAAUGUGCUCAGUCAGUGACAGAGCUCUUUAAAUCUGGACCUUAUAGGGGACAUAUUAUAUCUGUUUGUUCACAAUUUACUUUUAGAUAUCUCUAAAGAGAAAUUCUUACCAAUUUCAGUCUCUUUCAGAAUGAACCGUUUAAGGGCUCUGUCACUUUUAUGCAAAUAAACUGUUGCUGGCCACGCCCGGGGAUAAAACCCGAACAAGAUAGUUCAUGCUUAACUGCGACAGAAGCACAAAACCCAUUAUUUGAAAGUUCUUACAUCUCCCUAAUCUGCUGACUUGCCACAAAAAGUAGGUACAGAUUCCUCCCUCAAACAAAGUCUGCUGGCUAUUCCUGCUGUGUAGACCAUAAUGGCGUUUCUUCAACUCUUUCUUCAACAUUUAGUGGGUGGGGCUCUGAUGGGGGAUUGAUAGGUAAGAGGUGGUGCCAGGGCAGUUCUAUGCAGGUUUAUUUUAUUGUGACAUUACAAUAAGGAGGAGCAUCAAAACGGCUCAUUUUUUUGCUGAUUCACAGAAAACAGAUGGAUUUUUUGGUACUUGGAGUGUUUAUAGGGACAAUUGAGACCCAAUUAGGAAUACAAAAGCACAAAAAAGGAUGUUUUGCACAAUAUGUCCCCUUUAAAACCUGUUCCUUUCCUAUAUACUUUGUUCUGGCUGGAAGUUAAGUCAGCUGUUAAUGUAAUUUAAUGGCCACAUUAGAAAUCCAGGACUGUUAACUGUAUUUAAGGUCCAUAUCUAAAGACCUAUAAAGUCUGAAAAGUCUAAGUUGAAUUUGAAUUGAGUUUGAGGGCUGUCCACAUAUGUCCGUUCACUAUAUUUCAGUCUUACCUUGAGCGCUGUACAGGCCUUGUGCUGUGUUCCUGUCUCUAGAGCGUCCAUACGCUACUGUAGAUGUGGAAAGGUAGAUUUCCUCCGUUUCAGACUUGCAGUCACAGACAGCACACUGAAUGAAAGAAAACCAAAAAAGGGAUAAAAAGGAAUUAGAAGGGCUGGAAUUACUUGAUUAUUAAACAUUUCUACUUGGCAAAUCCUGCUGAGGGUACAUUAUAGGCUAGAAGGCCUAUAAAUCCACGGUGUUGAGGUACUAUUGAGAUGUUUCAGUGCUGAUAUUUACCUAAAUGUCUGAGGUACGUUUAAAUUAAAGUGUAAUAAAAACUGGCUUAACCUUAAUUUCUGAAAUGUUUGUAUUGAAAACUUGACUAUUACGAUUCAAAGGGAACCCUGACUGUAAAGACAUGUAGAGCAUGUCAGUCAUCGCCCAAGAGCAAUGCUUUAUUGGUUAAAAACUUUCAAACUUUCAAACUGGUCAAAAAAUUUCCCUUAUGAUAUUACGUCAUAUAUUAAUAAUAUUGCAAUUUUGUGUUUUAAUGGUGUCAUUGCAGAGCGAUACACACAUGUAAAUGCUCACAGUGGCAUUGGCUUCUUGUGCAGGCCACACACAUAUAUAUUUCUAUAUACAGCUCUGAAAAAAUUGUAAGUUUCUUUGUUUUUACCUAAUUAAAAAACCUCUGGAAUAUAAUCAAGAGGAUAAGGGAUGAUCACCAGCCAUCAAACCAAGCUGAACUGCUUGAAUUUUUGCACCAGGAGUAAAGCAGCAUAAAGUUAUCCAAAAGCAGUGUGUAAGACUGGUGGAGGACAACAUGCCAAGAUGCAUGAAUGGUGUGAUUAAAAAACAGGGUUAUUCCACCAAAUAUUGAUUUCUAUCAGAGAAUUGGAUUCUGAAACUGAAGUGGUCUCUUAAUUUUUUCCAGAGCUGUAGAUAUUUCUAUAUAUGUAUAAUUAUGUUUCGGUUCUUAUCAGUCAAGGUUCCCUUUAAAGGAAUAAAAGGAAUUGUACACAGAAUUCUGGGAGAUUGUUUACAAGUGUAUAUUUGUAUAUUGCUGUUGUGUUUAUAAGACUAUGUAAAUUCUGGGUAUGUUUAAAAGGAGGUCCUGCCUUUUCAUUCUUCACAUUAUGAGAUUAAUUGCAUUUGUCUUGCAAUGUUGUAAAUCGUUCCUGGUGAACAUGUUGAAGAAUCCAUGCCUGCUUUUUUACCGCUGACAGUGACGUGAUUUUCUGUGUAUUUCAUGUGGAGGUUGAUUGUAACCUCUGUACACCUUUAACAAAGGGAACUUGAACAUGCUCUACUGUGACAUAUUUACUGUAUGAAUUUUGUCGUCAGUGUUGGGAAGUAGCUGAGAUACAGUAACUGAGCUCCACGUUCAGGCCUCGUGGCCAGCAGUGGAUUAUAGCAGUUUCUGAACAUCUGUAAAAGUUGUUUUUUUAAAGCAAAUAAAGUUUGUGAUUUUCAUGAAA
Messenger RNA from Astyanax mexicanus (Mexican tetra), 5807 nucleotides. RefSeq names its product potassium channel, subfamily K, member 1b (gene kcnk1b). NCBI's taxonomy places the organism in Eukaryota, Metazoa, Chordata, Actinopteri, Characiformes, Acestrorhamphidae. Bases 463 to 1470 code for a protein of 335 amino acids. Gene Ontology annotation, cellular component: membrane. Gene Ontology annotation, biological process: stabilization of membrane potential; potassium ion transmembrane transport. Gene Ontology annotation, molecular function: potassium ion leak channel activity. The transcript has 3 exons. The record is from RefSeq and is a predicted model, not a curated record.